CAGACAAGGAACUCUGCGGCUGACAAUGGCCUCCGUAACCACCGUGGCUCUACAGUCUCUCACAGCCGCAAAACUCCAUCCUCCUUCUCAAAGCGGCUCUAAAUCCUUCAAGCCAGUGAAGAGCCGUGUCUCCUGCUCUCUCCACAACGAUCUUAAGAACUUGACUCUGAACUGCGUAGAAGCUACCAAGAUCGCUAGCUUUGCACUAGCCACCUCUGCUCUUGUCAUCUCAGGUGCAAGUGCAGAAGGAGUGCCAAAGAGGCUAACAUACGAGGAGAUACAGAGCAAGACUUACAUGGAAGUGAAAGGAACUGGAACAGCGAACCAGUGUCCAACCAUUGAAGGUGGCUUGGAGUCUUUUGCUAUUAAGCCAGGCAAAUACUACGCCAAGAAAUUCUGCUUGGAGCCAACUUCAUUCACUGUCAAAGCAGAAGGUGUUAGCAAGAACGCCACGCCGGUUUUUCAAAACACUAAGCUCAUGACCCGUCUUACCUACACACUCGACGAAAUCGAAGGCCCUUUUGAGGUAGCAACUGAUGGAACGGUGAGGUUUCUUGAGAAAGACGGUAUCGAUUACGCUGCAGUGACAAUACAACUUCCAGGUGGUGAGCGUGUACCGUUCUUGUUCACAAUCAAGCAGCUCGUGGCAUCAGGUAAACCAGAGAGAUUUGGGGGAGAUUUCUUGGUGCCAUCUUAUAGAGGCUCGUCUUUCUUGGACCCAAAAGGACGUGGCGGCUCUACGGGUUAUGACAAUGCAGUUGCGUUACCAGCUAGAGGAGACGAUGAAGAGUUGGAUAAGGAGAAUAAUAAGAACACAGCUGCUUCUGUUGGUGAGAUAACAUUCAGUGUAACAAAGAGUAAGCCUGAGAGCGGUGAAAUGAUCGGUGUUUUCGAGAGUAUUCAGCCUUCGGAUACUGAUUUGGGUGCUAAGACUCCUAAGGAUGUUAAGAUUCAAGGUAUCUGGUAUGCUAAGCUUGAGUAGUAAAACAUGGAUUCAUGUAGAGAAUCUAUUUGUUUAGUCUGAUUAUUAGAUGUUAACUAUUCUGGUUAAACAAAAGGUUUGUUUACUUGAUUUGAAACAAGCAUAAGUAUCAAACAAUUAGAGUAAGCCAUUAUAAACCCCUCAUGAAUAAUAUGAGCCGUUCAUAAUCCAC
Eruca vesicaria subsp. sativa (arugula) is the source of this 1154-nucleotide messenger RNA. Lineage: Eukaryota; Viridiplantae; Streptophyta; Magnoliopsida; Brassicales; Brassicaceae. The record is from the annotation of a GenBank genome assembly.